Messenger RNA from Cavia porcellus (domestic guinea pig), 16433 nucleotides. RefSeq names its product zinc finger protein 264. Gene Ontology annotation, biological process: regulation of DNA-templated transcription. Bases 262 to 2082 code for a protein of 606 amino acids. The record is from RefSeq and is a predicted model, not a curated record. Lineage: Eukaryota; Metazoa; Chordata; Mammalia; Rodentia; Caviidae. The transcript has 4 exons.
CCCCUGUUCAAUCCUGGGCGGUUGAGUGACGGAACUUCGUGGCAGUGACCCUUCCUGGGCGUCUUGGCGCGUAUCGGGCGGGGAAGGAGCUGGGCAGCCCCGCCCACCUUGGUGCCUGCUAAGGUUCCUCUCUAAGACACGAGUUCCCCUGUGGCGUCUCCUCGCCGCGCUCAGCCCCGCGCCGGCCGGACCGGUGUGCCACUUUCGCUCGGGACGGCGGCCGGAGGAGGACACGCGAGGAGCCCGAGGGUGGCGCACGGGAUGGCAGCGGCCGCGCUGCCCGGCCGCGCGCUGGUACCUGUGACGUUUGAGGAUGUGACCGUGACCUUCACCCAAGAGGAGUGGGGGCAGCUGGACCCAGGUCAGAGGACCUUGUAUCAGGAGGUGAUGCUGGAGAACUGCGGGCUCCUGGUAUCCCUGGGGUGUCCUGUGCCCACACCCGAGCUGAUCCAGCAGCUGGAGCAUGGGCAGCCGCCAUGGACACUGAGCCUGGGUGUCCAAAGCACACAGCCAGGUGACAGUGGGAAAACGCUGGAGCCAGCCUUGUGCGAGGGAGCCCGCCUUCAGGGCCAGUUGAUGCUCAGAGCCUCCCGGGCCUCCCCAUGGAUGCAAGGCCUGGGUCAGGGUGGCCCCUCAGACAGGCAGGAAGGACGUGUGAGAGCAGGGGCACAGGCCCCGAGGGAGGAGCUUUCUGGGAGGACACACCCAGGCCCCAGUGGCUCAGGGACGGGUGACAUAGUGUGUCUGAGGACCGUAGGGGAGCAGAUUGCUGCGGGGGACCCUGUGCUGGAAAAGGUGCAGGCUUUCAAGUGCAGCAAGUGUGGGAAGGUGUUCAACAAGAAACACCUGCUCGCUGGCCACGAGAAGAUCCACUCCGGGGUGAAGCCCUACGAGUGCACCGAGUGCGGAAAGACCUUCAUCAAGAGCACGCACCUGCUGCAGCACCAGAUGAUCCACACCGGGGAGCGGCCGUACGAGUGCCUGCAGUGUGGCAAGGCCUUCAACCGCAGGGCCUACCUCACGCAGCACCAACGCAUCCACAGUGGGGAGAAGCCCUACACCUGUGGCCAGUGUGGCAAGGCCUUCACGCACCGCUCCAAUUUUGUCCUGCACAGCCGGCGACACAGUGGGGAGAGGGCCUUCACGUGCACAGAGUGUGGGCAGGUCUUCCGCCACCGGGGCGGCUUCCUCAGGCACCACGCGGUGCACGGUGGCCAGAGCCCCUACGAGUGCUCCGAGUGCGGCCAGGCCUUCAGGCACAGGUCGAAGCUGCUAUGGCACCAGCAAGGCCACACAGGGAAGAAGCCCUACGAGUGCCGCGAGUGCGGGAAGGUAUUCCUGGAGAGCACAGCACUGAUCCACCACGGUGUCACCCAUUCGGGCGAGAAGCCCUUCGAGUGCCUGCAGUGCAGCAAGGCCUUCAACCACAGGUCCUACCUCCGGAGGCACCAGCGCAUCCAUACUGGGGAGAAGCCCUAUGUGUGCAGUGAGUGUGGCAAGGCCUUCACCCACUGCUCCACCUUCAUCUUGCACAAGAGGGCCCACACGGGCGAGAAGCCCUUCAAGUGCAAAGAGUGCGGCAAAGCCUUCAGCAACCGGAAGGACCUCAUCCGUCACUUCAGCAUCCACACCGGGGAGAAGCCCUAUGAGUGCACGGAGUGUGGCAAGGCCUUCAACCGCAGGUCCGGCCUCACUCGGCACCAACGCAUCCACAGCGGGGAGAAGCCCUACGAGUGUGCAGAGUGUGGUAAGGCCUUCUGCUGGAGCACAAACCUCAUCCGCCACGCCAUUAUCCACACGGGGGAGAAGCCCUACAAGUGCGCCGAGUGCGGGAAGGCCUUCAGCCGCAGCUCUUCGCUCACACAGCACCAGCGGAUGCACGCGGGGAGAAACCCCACCGCCACUGUGGAGCGGGGAGAGCCUUUCACAGGCAUCCAUGCCUCAGUGACGCUCCGGGAGCUGCUUAUGGAGAGCGACUUGAUGAAUGUGACCACUGGGGGCAGUCUCUCAACAGAGCACAGCUCAUCCUCAGCUCCCACUGCCUCACAUCAAAGGGCUGCCCAGUCUGUGUCUUCACUGUGAGCCAAUCUGCUGCACACAGGAGUCAGCAGAGCUGGGCCCCACUCAGAGUCUUAUUCUCUUAGGACCCAUCCAGGAGAGACCCCUCAGGGAAGUCCCUGCUGCACUUUCUCCGUAGUUCACAGUACAAUGCUAUCUCAGGAAUUACCCUUGAAAGGAGAUGUGGGGGGAAAUGAAACAGAAGCACAGAUCUUCUCAGGCUGUGUUGACUGCAUCUGACUUGGUCAUUGCUUUGUCCACACGGGUGAGGGGAGCAAUGUCCCCAGGGGCAGGGUCCCAGCGUGUCCUGCAUGCACGUCCACUGCUGCCUAGCAGCGAGUCUGCUGCAAGAGCUGCUGUUUCAUAAUGUAAGCGGGCUUGAGCCAUGAAGUGUCUCUGUAUUUAAGGCAAUAAAGAUAUGCAUCAUGGGUGCAUUUUACUGGUCAAUUAAGACUACUUAAAUUGACUUAGAAAAGUCUUUCACAUUGUUUUAAAAACUGCACAGAAACAUUUCUUAGUCUACUAUUCAUUGCUGUAACUAACAUGAUAAAUGUCUAAAAUGAGUCAAGGAAUUUUCUUGGUUAACACUUACUUAACAUUGCUUCCUUUAACUUCCCACAUAAACUUUCAGCUAACUUUUUUGUCUGUGUUUACAAAAACAUCUUCAUAGACUUUUCCAGUUGCUGUUUUUACUCUGUCAGACCUUUCAGUUCACAGAUGUGGUAUAUCUUCGUUUAAUCAUUUAAAUUUACUCUACUGUAUUUCAUUAGGUCUUUGUAAUUUAAGUUGCACAAGGUGGGUUUGAAUUUUCACUCUUUGUGCCUCAGCCUCCCAGAGUGCUAGGAUCACAGGCAAGCACCCCGGUGCUUGGCAAAUGCAAAUGGCCUUGUGUUUACGGUGUUAGUGUGUUUGUGGCUGGUAUUGGUGUAUACGUACACUUCCUCUUGCUCCCUGGUAUUUGGUACUGUGUAGAAAGCAUGUUUUGAUGUCCUGUGACCUUGCUGAACUGCGUGUGAUUUCUGGCCUUUUCUCUUGGUGGAAGCCUUGUACACGUCUGGAAGCACAGUUUUACUUCUUGUGAACACCUUUGAUUUCAUGCAGGCGAGGGCUCUGCAACGCUGAGCCGUCUCUGCUUGGUUCUCGAUGCUAGGAGAACCCUCCGUUUUUCCCCAUGAAGUGUAAAAGUUACUGCCAGGAUGGAGCGACACACACACCCAUUGCCAGCAUUGUACCCGGAGUCCCUGGGGUGCUGGACAGCUGCUCUGUGGCCCUGAGGUUCAUGGAUGCUUCUCAAGCACAGAAUGCUUCUCUCCAUCCUGCCGGCAGUGACUGCGCCCCUGUGCGCCAAUGCUGGGUUUCCAGUGCUAGGAUCAUGUGAGUUUCCUUCUGUAGCUAAUUGGUAGCUGCCUUAUGUGACAGCUGUGAAAUACCCAGCCAGCCUGUGCCCUUAGAAUGAGCUGCAGUCGUGGGCAAUGGUGGUUGUAUAUUGCAGGGCAUCAUUCUGUUGGCUUAUGUUUUAUUGAGGCGUUGAGUCUCUUUCUGCUUCUUCCCACCUCUUAAUGUUUCCACAGAUGAUAGUUUCUCCCUCUCUUUUUCCUUUUGUGCUAAGAAUUGAAUGCGGUGCACUGAGCUACGUCCCCAGCCCCUGUUCUCUUUUGAGCCAGAUACUUGCUAAAUUGCCCAGGCUGGGCUUGGACUUGAACUUGGAAUCUUCUUACCUCAGCCCCCCAGUGAUGGGAUUUCAGGUGGUAGUGAUCACCUCCUCCUUCUGUUUGUUUGCUUGUUUUGCUUUAAAUUUGUGGGGGAAGGCUUGAGUUUUUUAUAGUCUAGGGGACUGAAUCAAGGCCUUACAUGCUCAAAGUAAGGCAAGCACUCUGCCACUGAACUUCCUCUGGGCUUUUUUGUUAGUGCUGUCAUGUUUGUUCUAUAGGUUUCAUGUCUAUGUGCUUUUGGUCUCCCAACAUGAGUUGUAAAACCUACCCCUCUGGGUUUUGGAAGACUGUAGGUGUAAUUAGGAUAUUUCUGUUUUUGUAAUGUUGGUAGCAUUCUGUAGCAAGCCACUGGGCCUGGAGGUUGGUUGGUUGGUUGGUUUUAGGUAUUAAAAUUUUUUUUCAUUAGAAUUGAAUGCAAGGCCUUCACAGUGACCUUUAUCUCCACCUCUCCUCUUUUUGUUUGUCUUUUUGAGGUAAGGUCUUAACAAUAUUGGCCAGGCUAAGCUUGUUUUUAUGUAUGUAUGUAUGUAUGUAUGUAUGUAUAUAUAUGUAUUUUUAAGUGGUUCUUUUUUAAAAUUUUAUUUUGAAAGUAGUAAAAAUACAACAGCAUAAGACAGAACAAAGCCAGUUGAGACACUGCAGUGAAAUUGGUAUAGAAUUUCACAGUAGGAUACUGGGAUGGUAGUAAUAGGUACUAUAUGGUACGUCUUGUUAACUUCACAAUAGUUGUCCAGUCAAUUAGGUAUAGCCAAAAACAACAUUAUAAAACCAACUGAGAGUAUUGAAUAGAGCAAAAGAAACAUAACAAAACAAAACUGUGAAAAUAACCUUUGCCUUCAAACAGAAGAUAGAAGAAAAUCCCCCAUGUUUGCUAUAGUGCAUAUGAUCAUUCUCCCAAGAGAUGCUGAGACACCUAUCCCCAGUAGCUAUGGGGGAAAGGGGGUUGAUUCUCAGCCCGUGCUGGUAGGCUCACAGGAGUCACUGGUUCUCCUCCUGGCCUGCACCAGGGGCGCUUACCAAGAGGGCGGAAGAAUAAGCUAUCUAAGUCCCACCGUGGCCUCAUCUCAGGAGUGUUCCAUUUAUUUUUUUGAGGCAGACUCUUGCUGAGUGGUUUAGGCUGGCCUUGAACUCCAUGUAACAGUCCUGCCUCAGCCUCCAUAGUGCUAGGAUUACAAGAGUGUACUACCAUGCUUGCCUUAUUUUAUAUUAUUAUUUUUUAAUUUUUAUUAUUGAGUUCUCUAGCAGAGUCAGAUAGCUGAGGAAUGUGCAUGAGAAAGGUGCUUGGUCAUUGGGUUAUGACUGUAGCUAAGGGCAGACUCAAUCUCUUUUAUCCUGAUGUCCUGUCACGAUGUGUCUUCUGUCACUGCUUCAUCUUCAUGCCUCAUGAUUGUUUACUUCACCAGAAGAUGGGAGCCGGCUCUUCCACUCUGUGACCUGGAAGCUUGGAGACAGAAUCUUUUCACCUGGUAGUUUCUACACAAGUUGGCAGUCUUUCUCUUCCAAGGUUUGUCCCUGCAGAGGCUGCAGAACCUUGCUGCAGUGAGAGCUUCAUGACUUUUGGGCCAUGGCACUUUGAAGAAAGGGGAAAGUCCUCUCUGCAUCUUUGGAGGUCUGUGCUCCAUUGUGUGAAGCAGACUGAUUCCUCAGCUUACACCUGGUCAACAGCAGGCCCUCUGCAGCUGGGCUGCUCACGGCGGCAUUGGGUGUCUUCCCUGGGAAUGUCCAUGCCACUUUGUUUUUCUUUUUUGUCUUUUUGAGACAAUCUCACUAUGCAGUUCAGGCUGGCCUUGAACUCACUUAGUAGGGAGGGCUGGUCUUGAACUCAACGAUCCUCCUGCCUCAGCCUCCCAAGUACUAGGAUUACAAGAGUGCAUCACUAUGCCUGGUUUAAUGUCCAUGCCCUCUUAACUGGCAGACAAAUGGCUUCUCCAAGUGUGCCUUGUGGUUCCUGGGUCUCCACGUCAGCGCUUUGAUGGCUUUUAUAGCAGUACUUCUGAUGGCAGCCCCAUUUCGGUUUCCUAAGUCACCCGCAGUGUCCAUAGCAACGACUGCAGCUGGACGUGGUGGCCAGACAGGAGUGAAGCAUAGUUCAGUCUUAGCCUUGAGAUCUUCCUCCCUCAGCCUCCCUGAGUGCCGGCACACCCAGCUCCUGGUAUUUAGAUUUCUGAUUUGUUUCACACAGAAUCUGUUUCAAGUUUGACUUUAAGUGACCCGGGAUAUGGUCUUACUCUGCACUGCUGCCCAAAAGGUGUGCCUGCCCCAUCGUGCUGUGGGGCAUCUGCUGGUGUCCAUGUUCUGUGGUUGAUGGUGUUACUCAGACACUGAAUGUUUGCUCAGUCAGUCUAGUAUUUUCUCAUAAACCUUUUUAUUCAAAUUUACUUAUUUAUUUUUGAGGCAGGGUCUCUAUGCAGUUCAGCCAACCUUGAACUCACCAUGAAGCCCAGGCUGGCCUCAGACUCGAAGUGAUCCUCCUGUCUCAGCCUUCUGAGUGCUGGGAUUACAGGCGUGCACCUGCACACCUGGCUGUCAAACCUCUGUGGAGAGUACCUUUUUUUCAACUUGGUUGAGGAUUUUAAAUCAAAUACAGUGGUCCCUCAGUUAAUGAACUAAAUCCGUUCCACAGUUCUGGGGAAGGUGGCCAAGGUCGAGUUCUUUACCUGAAGUAGUAUUUGCAAACAGAAGCAAGAUUUUGCUGAAUGUGGCUGUUCCUGAACCAAAUUAUUCACCAACAGAAGUUUUUGUGAACUCCAGGUAUUGCUGUCCUAAAGCUUGCAUUUUUCCAGCUUGUCUUUGUUUAAACCUCUACUUCUGGUAUUUUCAUGGUCCAGAAUGCUGGUCCAUUCUCCCUCACCACCUGAAGACCCCCUUCCCAUUUGCCUGCAGUCUGGCUCAGACCAGUGAGCCUCCUUCCCCCCAGCUGCAUAAUGUCUGCUCUUGGUGAGGUUCUUCACCGCCGGCUGCUAGGCAGCCAAGGCCCAACUGGCAAAGAAGAUCCUCACUCACCUCUUGUUCCUGUAGAUUCCUGCUGUGGUCUAAGCUCCACAUGGCUGAGACCCAGUGAGAAAGAAUCGAUUUGUGUAUUACUUCCGUCUGUUGAGAGUGUUGUGCUAUCUUGAACUGUAGUUGCAGAAUUAUCUGUUCUGUGUCAGAGUCUAUUUUCUGGGACAAAAUACCUGAGAUAAACAACUUGAAAAGAAGAAGUUUAUUUUGGCUCAUGAUUUCAGAGGGUUUAGUCCUUGGCUUCACUGUUUUUGGCUGGAGGGGAUGAACACUCUUUGCAGCUGGGACGUAGAGAAAGGAGAAGAGUUCUAGUAUCACCUUCUGGAGCUGAGCUGACUUCUUCUGCCACAUCCUGAAGGUUCCACAUAUUCCCAGUAGGCCACCGGCUGGGACCUAGCCUUCACCAUGUGGGCCUUCAGUACUUGGACCCAAACUAUAACAAGUUUGCUCUGCAUAAUUCAGAGUUCUGUUUUUUGGUGCUAACUACUUAAGGUUACUGCACAUUUUUACUUUAUUUACUUGUUAGUUUGCAGUACUGGGUUGAAUCCAGGGACUCACACCAAGCUACAUCCCCAGCCCUUUCUACUUGAACUUUCCUGACAGUCUUGCUAGGUUAGGUUCCCAGGCCAGGCUUGACUGCGAAAUCAGCCUUUCAGAGUGCUGGGAUUACAGGCGCGCACUGUCAUGCUCUGUUCUCUAACCUUUUGUUGCCACUGUUAACUUUCUUGACUUUAAAGUACAUGUAAUGUAUUUUAAUAUGAUCUUUAAUGUUCCCACCCUUUUUUAUUUUGAAACAAGGGCUAGUUAAAUUGUUGGGGGUAAGGAUUAAACUUGGUGAUCCUCCCACCCCAUCCUCCCUGGGAGCUGGGAUUACAGGCGUGCACCACACACACAGCCCCACUGCCUGGUUUUUGUUUUUGUUUUUCUUUCUUGGUUUUUUGAGUCAGGUCUCACUGUCUAGAUUGGGCUGUUUUCAAAUUCACUUUGUAGCCCAGCCUGGUCUUAAACUUGUGGCAGUCGUGCCUCGGCCUCCCGUGUGCUGGGAUUUUAGGUGUGGACAUCAUGCCUGGCACUACUGUGUUUUUAAAACUGUUUGCAUGGUGUAUUACAUUUUCCUACAUUUUAUUUUCAGCCACAUCAGCAUUACCUGAUGGAAUUUUUUCUUUUUUCUUUUUUUUGGUACUGGGGAUCGAACUCACAGCCUCACACUUGCCAGGCAGGUGCUUGUGCUGCUGAGCUGUAUCUCCCCCUAUCUGAUGAAUUUCUUAACAGUGUGUAAGUUUUAAAUUCUGUUCUGGAUAUUUUGUCUUUAAUUGGUACAGGCAGACUGUUUAAAUGUUAUUUAGUUUAAGGUACUGAGGACUGAACCAGAAGUACUGAGCUGCCUCCCUACCCUUUAUUUUGAGACAAAGUCUUAAUGAGUUGCCCAGGAUCAUCUCUAACCUGUGACCCGUCUGCUACAGAUUCUUGAUGUGCUAAUGCUGACAUCCGCUGUUUAAUGAUUUUAGCUUGUGUUUUCUGUUUGUUAGCAUUAUUAUUUUGGCACUUUGCUGGGCUUUCGGGUUUUCAUUGUUUCCCUUCAGUUACUUCAACAUCCUUGGAGUCCCAUGUGAUGUAUCUGUGGUAUUUUUUAGUGUAGCCCUUGGUGUUCUCUAGUUGUUGGGAGACAUAGUACGUGAAUGUGCUUAUGUGGCUCACCACCCUGUAGUGACCUUAACACUGUAGCACUUUGAUGUGUGAACAGGCUUCCUUUACGCCCCUAGCGUACCUGUUCCUCUAUUCCCUACCACCUCGUUCCGAGCACCAGUUUGGAAGUUGCAGUUUCUGAUUCAGCUGUCAAAACGUGUUCUGCAGAGUCAGGAGAAAUCUGUUCACCACCACCCGCUCCACCGUCAGUGUUUCUCAAGGCACCAGGCCGUCUUCUGUGUACUUUCUUUGUUGGCUGUAGCUUUUUCUGGGCAGGUCUGCUGGGAACCCUGCUCUUUGGUCCCCUCUUACUGAAGGGUGCUUUUGUGGGCUGCAGGAUCAGGGUCACAUGUCUUCCCGCAGGAGACAAACGCGUCCCUUUUGUCCACCAGUCUCCAGUGAGAGGUUUGCUAGGAUUUCAGUAGCAUUUUGCAGGUGUAAUUUCCAUAUGUAAUUUCCAUCAAUCUGUGUGCAAAACGUUCUUCCUUUUUUUCCCAUUCUCAUUCCCAGUCUCUCUUUCCAGUCCUCUCCCCGUCACAAAGUUUGGUUUUUAUUUUAUCUGCUUUUUUUCAUUUUCUUCUUUCCCUUCCCCCCAUUUCCCUUUUCCCUUGGAACUGUUUCUUCCUAUUCCAUAUUUAUUGUACAUUUAUGAUCUUAUUUACAUUUUUAGUUUCUCACAUCAGAGAGAUGUGGUAUUUACAUAACUGAGUUCCAUUCCCAGCCCUUUUUUUCUUUUUUAUUAUAAAGCAGAGACUGGUUGAGGCACAGAGUUGUCCAGCCUGGGCUCAAACUUUUAGUCCUCCUGCCUCAGCCUCCCAGAAUUCUGGGAUUAAGGUGUGCACAGACGCAUCUAGAAUGUAGUUGUGGACUUUUUUAUUGUCUUGUUUAAGAAUCAGACUUCUCCAGGGGAAAAGAGCUGUAUGUUUUUAUCCAAAAGGUUCGCUUCCCUUUCAGUUUCAGUUCUGUGGCCCUUUUCAUAUACACUAUUGUGUGUUUCGAAUGUAUUUUGUGCAGAGUAUGGAAUCAAGGCCAAGGAACAUUUAACAAUAGUUUUCCUUGUCUAUAAUACUCAGGUUGAUAACGGUGUGUCUGUAUGGGUUUCUUGUUUUUUGUUUUGGUUCCUCCUGUUUAGUUCUUGUUCCGUUUUUUUCAAUUGUAGGUUUAUGCCAGUCUUUUUGUUUUGUUUUGUUUUUUCUUUUUGAGACAGGGUCUCACUAUGUAGUUCAGGCUGGCCUUGAGCUCACUUUGUAGACCAGGCUGGGCUCAAACUCACACAGAUCCUCCUGCCUCAGUCUCCUAAGUGCUAAGAUUACAGGCAUGUGCCCACCAUGCCCAGUUAAUGUAAAUUUAAAAAAAAAUUUUUUUUUUGUACUCAUGCCCUUGCGCUUGCCAGGCAAGCGCUUAAGCUGCUGAGCUAAAUCCCUUUCUUACAGGGAGGGUUCACCCAUUAUUUGUUCAGAAGCUGUCCUCACCCUGACUUGUCUCCUGAGGACCUAACCUGAAUGGCAGCUCCUGGGGUCACCCCAAAGAUCGCCCUGGGCUCGGGUCUGUUUUCCCUUAGGUGCUUUCUCUCUGUGGUUUGUACCUAUUUCUGUUGAACUUUAUGGAGCUCACAGAUUCUUCUUUCCUUAUCUUUUCUAUGUUGGGAAUUUUCUUUGAGGCUUUUCAGUUUCUGAAUCCUUUGCCCUUUGCCGCAGAAAUGGUUUCUUGCGCUCUCGGCCAAGAUGGCCUGAUCUUAAGAUCUUAGCUGCAGCAGGAACGCUCAGUGCUGUGUGCGCAGAGGCCCAGCCCAGCCGGCAGCUCUGCCCCAGGUUGGCCGCCUGCUCCCUGUGCUCAUCCAGGGCAGGUCUCCUGCUCCUGCUCCGCAUUCCCACUCUGAAAAUGGUGAGAAAGUGUCCCAUGCCCGUGUGCGUGCUUCUGUAUGCGCCCUUUCUCCUGCCCUGAGCAGCGCUGCAGCCACUGCCCUCCUGUGCUCUCCUGGCAUGCUGCUAAGUCCCGACUGUUGCCACCACAUGUUCCAGACACGGUGGGUGUGCAGCGAGGCUUCCGGCAGUUUCUGUUCCUGGAGUACGCGCCAUGCCGCGGUGUGCAGAGGCCCUGACCGCGCUGUGGCAGAAACGGGCUUGGCUCUGGCCGAGGCUGCAGACAUCUGCAUGCUGCUUCACUCAGGAUCCCAUCAUUCUCCUGGCCGAAGGACAAAGGUGACUGAAAGGAUUUUGCCCUGCGGUGGGAGACAGGGAGGCAGAACCAAGGGACUCUAUCUUGAGGUCACCUUUCCCGCCCCUAGGCAAUUUACCUGUGACAUGAAGUGAAUUCCAAAGGGCUACCUGUGCAUCAGUAAUGCCCCUUAGGCACCACCCCAAACCUAAGCUAUAUGUAUGCCCCCACACCACAUGUCAGGCAGAGAGAAUGCCAGACCCCUGAAGUCAUGGAGUCUCUUUCCACAUUCUUAAAAUAAAGGCCACUUUUAUUUCAUAUUUGUUAUCUUUUUAGCCCACCAAAAAUUCUAUCAGAUGGUUCCCUGACCGGGAAUCAACAGACGAGUGACUCCUAGGACCCUCCCAGUCUGAGUCCCCUCCUGGUUCACGGACUGGACUGCAUACUGGAUUAAUUCCUCACUUCUCAACACUCGGGAGCUGCUAAACUUGUUGCUGCUGAUUUUCAAACACCACCAGUGUAAUUCAUUUACUACAGGUGAGCCAGUGCUGUCCCAAGAUUACUCUGUGGUGGGGCCAGGCUCCAUGCCAGAUUUUCUUCCCAUUCCCUCCAUGGGUAAUACUGUCACGUCCCUUGGGGCAGCCCUGAAGCAGAGCUGUCCACUUGUGUCUUUUUUGGUGACGACCAGGAACUGAUUACCAUAGGUCUAGGAGACCACGUGAUGACUUGACUUGCCUUAGGCCAUGGUCUGUUGGCUCAUCUGACUGUGACUCUGUGGGCCCCACGCCGGAUUUUCUUAUCUUGGGGACCACUUCCUGUCCCCCCAAAAAAUACCUAUGGAGUGCCUGGUUCAAAACCAAAAAGCUGAUCUUUUAUUUAUAGCUUAUCACACUGACAACAAGUUUACAAAAACUCUCCAUCUUUAGGCCUUUGUUUUAACAAUGUGUCCCUCUCUCCCUCUGCUCCUCCAGGAUCCCUCCCCCUCCCCACACUUAGGAGGUGGCUUCUUUACAUCUUUUCCCCUAUAUCUCACACACCAAACCCCACAGCCUUCUCAGUGUCCUCCUUUCCUCCCUGCUUCACCCAUUUCUCAAUCCCUCCCUGAGCCGUACAUCUUCCCACGCCCAGAUGGGGGAGGUAUGCGCGGACAGCGUUGGCUGGCGGUACAAGUGGGGCAUACACAGGUGUGCACCAACCAGCCUGGGCUGCGCAGGCUGCUCUGGGCUCUCAUGCCAUGCCCUAGCUCCGCACCCUGCCCUGAGUGAUCUGCCCUCCCUGUGUACUCCGAGUGUCUCCUGAGCAGUCCCAGCCCCUGCCCCCCAGCGCAAGCGGGCUCUGAGUGGCAGCACGGAGAAAGAGACAAUGGGUUGCAGUGGGGGGGGGGGCAAUUCUUAUUUCAAGAGAUCUCAAUCUACAAAAGGGUUCACACCAGCGUUAUGUAAUAUAGUUCAAAUUGGCCAAAUAUAUUUGAGUGCACUUUGAUUUUAUAAGAUAUAUCUGUUGUUUGUUCAGUCCGUUUAUACUGUACAGAUCAUCUGUCCAUGUUUGUCCAUUUGCCUGCUCUGUGAACAGCUGUUCCUUCUUGUUUGAGCUCAACAUUUUUUUUUCCUUUUUUACAUUCUCAGACCAUUUAUUCAAGUUUUAUUUGGGUUAUAGAUUUUAAAAAAACAUGCUUCCACCUAGUUUGCCAGCUGGUCAAUAUGGUGCUAAAACUGGUUAAAUAAAAUAUCUUGGGGUGAGGAGACAAUGGACAAGACUUCAAUUGAUGAAUGGGAAAGUGGCCACCUGGUAAUUUUACCAGCUUUGUUUAUCAAUUAAAGCCUUCAAUAAUCUCCAUAGCCUUAUAUGAGACACCUCAACUGAAGUUCAUAUGACUAAGACAAUUCAUUGUUGCUGGUCCAAUGGUAUAUUCAUGCUUUCAAAUAUAAAAUUGGGAUUGUUUCUGCUGUCUUUUUCUUAUGUUCCAGCCAAGAGAUACAAAUCAGACCAAUAUGAGUAAACCAGUCAAUUUUUAAACAAAAAUUUAUGUAAUGUAUGAUGACAAAUGUUUUCUUUCAGAUCCAGAUAUACGCUUAGAGAUGCUUCACAAAUUCUUCAGCAUUCAAAUGUUAAAACAUUCAUGAUUAGGGGCUGGGGAUUUAGCUCAGCGGCAUAAGCGCCUGCCUUGCAAGCAGGCAGUCGUGAGUUCGAUCCCUGGUACCGAUGAAAAGGAAAAAGACAAAAAACAAAACAACAACAACAACAAAAAAACAACACUCAUGGUUGAUAGCCAUUUAAUGUUCUAUGUUAAGCUUAUUGCCUACACUGCACUGUUAUCAAUCUCCUGGAUGUUCAACAACUGAAAUUAAGAGAUAAUUAUAAAUUCCUUUUGGAUUCCUUUUACUGGGAUCUACCAAUCUUUUAUAGAAAAAAAGGUUAUAUGAUACAUGCAAAACAACAAGAUCAGCACUGGUGCAGAGGCCAGGCCUUGAGCCUUUCCCAGCCUGUUUGCCUACCCUGGCUCCGCCCUCUGCCGAGCCAUAAUUAACUAUACUAAACUGGCAUUAAAUACACCGUAGCUGAUCUCUCUCCUAAAUAAAAAGGUAAAAUUAAUAAAACAGGCCAUCCUCCAAAAAUCAGAUGGCAUUAGACAUUCUAACAGCAUAAAGAGAUACUAAAAAUGACAAAUAAAUGAUAUGUCAGUUCCUAAAAUUCCAUGAACCUUAUCCUCCUUAUGGGAAGCCAUUAUUAAAGUCAUGAUCAUAAAUACCCUGUUGAUUGUAUUUGACUCCUGCAUACUUAAUUGAUUCUACAGAUACUUUCCACUGUGGGCCAGAUCCCAAGACAAAAGGCUAAAUUUGGCCCUCAAACCCCAUAGGGAGACCUUCUUAAUAUGGCUUUUCAUGUUUUCAACAACAGAGAUAAAAAUAAUCUGAUCUUUUAGCAGUGAUACUUGGAGCUCUGAGACAGGUAAACCGACACAAGGUGGAGCUGCCUGAGCCCCUCAUGGACCAUGCUUUGAAUGUAGCAGAAGGACAUUGGGCAAGAGAGUGCCCCAUCCUGGCGUUCCUUUGGGGCCUUACCCCAGGGCUACUGGACUGUCCUAGACACCAGAGAAUAGGUAAGCCAUCCUAACUUCUAGCCCUCACAGGAAAUGCCAACACUGCCAGAUUCAUUGCUGACAGAUCUGCUUGGACUUGCUGCUGAAGACUGAUGGGGCUCAGGGUCCACAGCCCCCAUUAAGGUAUCCUUCUCAGAGUCCCAAGUCCCACUAGAGGUCUCAGGUAAGACAUUCUCUAUACUUGUGGACAUAGAGGCCAUGUGUAGGGUUCUUCCUGAGCUUUCCGGCUGCUAUAUUAAGUCCUCAGCCUCUAUAGGGGGUAUUGAUGGCCAUCCUAUGCAGCCUGUACAGACAGGGUCUAUUUCAUGCAGAUUCCAGAGUUGCUGCUUCUCUGGUUGAUCCCACAGUUUGAGAUACCUCUAUUCCCACCUGCGCUGCCCAUGCCAUGCCUAUUUUAAUUCAUCUCAGGAUCCUUCAAUUUUUCCUUGGGUUCCCCAGUAUCCCAUAGCUUCCAAACAUUUACAGGAACUUAAACCUAUAAUUAAGUGCCUUUUAGACAAUGGUUUUUUUAAACCUACCUGCUCACCCUAUAAUACUCCUGUUUUCCUGGUACUCAAGCCUGCUGGAUCUUACCGUCUAGUAUAAGACCUGAAGAUACUCAAUAGUGCUGUUACCCCAAUCCACCCAGUGGUGCCAAUCCCUCCCUCCACCACUCACUUUACAGUGCUAGAUCUUAAAAAUGCCUUUUUAUUCCUUUGUGUUUAUGUAGAUUGACCCAGACACUCUGAGGUCUCAAUAGCUUAUACCUGUUAUCUCUAGUAAAACUCUCCUUAGGGAUACAUAGCACCCCCUUCCUUUCCAAUUCAUCAAUUUCUCAAGACACAACCCUGGUCAAGAUUGACAGAUAAAUUUUAUCUUCUUGCCUUUGUUUAUACUUUUUCAGGAUAAAUAAAAGCCUUUCCCACAACCAGGGAAACUGCUGAUAUACUUACUAAAGUCCUGUUACAUAAAACCAUCACAAGGACUACAACCAAGGUGGAGCGGCCCAUAUCUGGUCUGCUUGGCAACCUCAACAGCGGUCAAAGUUGCUAGACUGCCGUCCUGGUUUCACAUCACUCAGGCUAAGUGGUGCCCUCCCAGGCCUAGAUCUAACCAUCCUUUUGCCCACUCAUCUCCACUUCAUAAGGCCUCACAGCCACAACUCUCAGGCUGUCAUAUUUUGUUAUCUAAUUUGGUUCCUAAUUUUUUACAUUCUAUUAAUUGUCCUCUUUACAGCAGGACUCUCAACAGUCUUUCCUAAAGACUCCCACAUCAUGCAUACCAGAGACAAGUCUUACCUACCUACCUUCUUAACUUUUACCCUUUCAGAUGGGGGAAUAUCACCUCUCAUAACCCCACGCUUAUUUUUUGGAAUUCUAUCUUACCAUGGCAGUGAUUCUACCUCAACAUGGUCCUGAUAGAAUGACAUAUCUAAAUCAAAGGCACCUUUCCUCCUACCUCACCUGGGUCCUUAAAUAUGAUAGUGGUAUGCCUCCUCAUGACACCUUGUCUCUUUGUUUUUCCAGUCUAACUGUGAGAGCAUUCACCAGUAAUAAAGUUGUUCUGGUUAAAAUACCAUGCACCAGCUUCUACAUGGGCAUCAACCGUCAUCCUGUCAACCCUCCUAAACCCCAUUACAGCGCCCCCUUUCAGUAGGAAGCAGUAAAAGAAAGAGAAACUUUGCCCUUUUUCCUAAUAAUAAAAAGAUGGGAAUAAAAGAAUUUUGCCCUGAAUGGAAAGCUGCAGCAGUGGGAGGCUGGGAGGCGGAACCAAGGGGCUCUAUCUUGAGGUUACCUUUUCCCACCCCUAGGCAAUUUACCUGUGGCAUGAAAUGAAUUCUAAUGGGCUCCCUGUGCAUCAGUAAUGCCCCUUAGGCACCAUCCCAAACCUAAGCUAUAUGUAUGCCACCACACCACAUGUCUGGCAGAGAAAAAGCCACACCCCAGAGGUCAUGGAGUCUCUCUCGCAUUCUUAAAGGCCACUUAUUUCAUAUUUCUUUUUAGCCAUGCCAAAAAUUAUCUAUAAGUAACCUUGCUGAAGGGAAGGGCUCUGCAGAGGAGUAGUGAGCACAGGCAGCCUCCCCAGUUGGUGCUGCAGAUCCGCCUGGAGCUGGGCACACUGCACUACUUUCCACAGGGAAUCCCAGUCCGGAGUUGGGGCCUGGGGCUCUAACUCUUCCUCACGUGGUUUUCACAGGACCAAGGUGCUUGUGAGCUGUGAAUAUUAUUCCCCUCAGCAAAAAUACGGAUCACAAUACUUGGAGAAAGUCUUCCUAUACCACUGUGGUAAAGUCUCCAUUUGGAGUGGAACUUGCAACAACUGUGCCGAGACUGAAUCCAGGACAACUUCCUGAGGGUCUGUUGGGAAAAGGACCUUCUGCCUGUCACACAUGUUCACAUGGGUGCAGCAGCCCCUCGGGUCAUGGAGUUCAUUCCUUCCACAGUUCUGUGGAAAGGGCCAUGGCCCUGUGCCUCACCCAGUACAGACUAUCUACUGCCUGAAGCUGUGUGUGUACAUGUGUACAGGGCGAUCCCAGCGGCUCUCAGCGCUCAUCUUGGGUCUGAAGACGCAGGUCUGCCAGAUUGGUGUGGGUUUCCAUGGUGCAUCCUAACAAAAUUUCUUCCUCCAUUGCUGCUAUUUGACAUAUAGCCUUCGGCUUUGAUGGAGAAUUGAACAGGGCGUUCAUGGUGAUGCCCACAUUGUGAUGCACAGGUGCUUAAAUUAAAGAGUGUGUUACCUCA